Alternaria burnsii is the source of this 1545-nucleotide messenger RNA. Its product is annotated as cytochrome p450. Gene Ontology annotation, molecular function: monooxygenase activity; iron ion binding; heme binding. Lineage: Eukaryota; Fungi; Ascomycota; Dothideomycetes; Pleosporales; Pleosporaceae. The coding region runs from base 1 to 1545 and encodes 514 amino acids. The record is from RefSeq and is a predicted model, not a curated record. The transcript has a single exon.
AUGGAGCGCAGCGCUGUUGAUGGCGCCAGCGGACCGAGCCCCGCCCGCAGCGGCUACGCCAGCCUAUUGACUAUCGGCCUCCCAACCGUCUUACUCCUAGCAUACAUAGCGCGCGUCGCGUUGCAGUGGUACCGCCUAUCGCACAUCCCCGGGCCUUUUUUCGCGUCGAUUUCUAGUCUUUGGAUGGUGAAAGAGUCGCUCAGCGGCCGACUAGCAUACUCAACGAAAGAAUUGACAGACAAAUAUGGCCCGUUGGUGCGCGUCAGCCCAACCGAGCUGGUUACCAGCGACACAGACAUCGUGCGCCGGACAACGGCGGUGCGAUCGGAAUACACACGAGGGCCAUGGUACAAUGCGAUGAAAUUCGAGCCCGGACGGAACAACUUGUUUUCGAUGCGCGAUGAGGUUGGGCAUACGAAGCUGAGAGCUAAGAUGGCCGCGGGGUACUCGGGAAAAGAGAAUGAAUCCAUGGAGGGCACUGUUAAUAAGCAGGUUGCUGCAUUCAUCGAACUGAUUGAUACAAAGUACAUUUCUUCGGGUACUGAAUACCGGCCCAUGGAUUUCUCACUCAAGGCGCAGUACUUCACUCUAGACGUCAUCAGCGCAUUGGCAUUCGGAAAGCCAUUUGGGUACCUAAAGCAAGAUGAGGACCUUCACGAUUACAUCAAAAUCACUACCGCGUAUAUUCCCUUCAUGGUAACUCUCGGAAGUGUACCUUGGCUGGCUGAUCUGUUGCAUUCGCGGCUGAUGAGGGGUCUCCUUCCGAAAGAGAGUGACAAGCUUGGUUUUGGAGCUUUCAUCAAUGUCGCAAAGAAUGUAGUUGCGGAGAGAUUUGCACCUGGGGCGAAGUCGCAAUCCGACAUGUUGGGGUCGUUCAUCCGUCAUGGUCUUACACCGGAAGAAGCGUCAAGCGAAGCGCUUCUUCAGAUUGUCGCGGGGAGUGAUACUUCAGCGUCUACGAUCCGUGCUGUGAUACUCUAUCUGCUGGCAAAUGCGUCUGCCUAUAAAAAGCUACAAGCUGAGAUCGACAACGGCAUCGCUAAUGGAACCAUAUCGUCACCAAUCACCGACGCUGAGGCAAGACGUCUACCCUACCUUCAAGCAUGUAUCAAAGAAGGCUUGCGCAUUCUACCCCCGGCCACCGGCGGAAAUUUCAAAUCUGUUCCUCCAGGUGGUGAUGUCCUUGCAGGCAAAUUCAUCCCUGCAGGAACUCAGAUCGGGUCUUCGCACCUUAGCAUCCAGCAUUCGACAGCCACAUUUGGACCAGACGCCGAACUCUUUAGACCAGAGCGCUGGAUCGAAGCCUCGGGGGAUCCUGCACGUCUUGCAAACAUGGCUAGUACAGUUGAGCUUGUCUUUCACAACGGAAGGUACAAGUGCUUGGGUCAAAAUGUUGCAUUGAUGGAAUUCAACAAGGUGUUUGUUGAGCUGCUGAGGAAGUUUGACUUCUCGACCGUGAAGCCACACAUGGCGGCGAGGAUGAGUUGUGCGGGAAUAUGGAUCAUGGAGGACUUUUUUGUAAGGGUUACACGACGUACAGAAUGA